Messenger RNA from Actinia tenebrosa (Australian red waratah sea anemone), 1162 nucleotides. RefSeq names its product centriolar satellite-associated tubulin polyglutamylase complex regulator 1. The record is from RefSeq and is a predicted model, not a curated record. Lineage: Eukaryota; Metazoa; Cnidaria; Anthozoa; Actiniaria; Actiniidae.
AUAUACAUUUUAUAUUUUGAUGACAAAAAUCUCCUUUUUUUGUCUAUUUUUCUGCAUUUAGCAGAGGAAUAAAUGACUUCAGAGGAGCUAAAACAUUGCUUUUAAGAUUUAUCAUGAGUACCUCAGCAAGUGAUAGAUUCUCACUGACCAACGAGCAGUAUUUAGAAAAAUAUCACGUAUUGACCUACUUAGAGGAUGCAAUAGGACAGUUGUUGGAACAUAGAGAUGACAAUCCCAGAGUCCUACCAGCAAGAUUCCUUAGUGACUACUUCAGGAGUGUUGUCCAAGGCAACCAUACAUUAUUCAGAGGGUAUUCCUUCAUCAGAUCCACACCAUUCAACAGAUCAUGUUUUAUCAGGGUAUUCUGGAAGGCCUUCAGACACAUUGGUAAAAAUGGAGACCUUUUGACAGCAGCAGAAUAUCAUUCUCUCAUCUGUUUAUUAUGUCCUGACUUCCCAUUUGAGCCAAUACAGAAGGCAGCAAAGAUCAUUUUAAUGGAGGAUGCAAUGGAUUGUUUGAUGUCAUUUGUUGACUUUCUUUAUGCUUUUGAGAUUCAGUUUUAUUAUGAAGAAUUCUUUGAAGAACUUCACAAAGCCUACCAGAUGAUUCAAGCUGGUAAUCAUCGUCCAGGUCAGGUUGUAGUGGUACCAACAUUAGACAGACCACAACUUAAGGAACAACAAUCCACGCAAGCCAAAGACAAUCCUCAGAGUAAUCUUACUGAUGGAGUUGAUGUACAUACGUUUAUGGAUGCUGCUUUACAGAUUCUUCAUACACAUGAGCACAUUUUCAAGUGUCCUCCAGUGUCAGUUAUCAAGAGUAUUCUAUCAUCAGUAGAAAGGGUGACUUUUUAUGGUUUUUUAAUGGCUUUGGCCAAACACGAUGGAGCCAAUGAAAGCAUAGGUGCAUUACCCCAAAAGUCUUCAGUGAUGGAAGAGAUAGACCAAGAUAUGAGCAGUGCCAACUCGAGCAGACCAAAGUCAGCAAGAGCUAAAAGUGAGUGGAAGCAUUGACCAAAGUUAGUGAUGUUCGUUCGGAAUUUUGUACAUAUAAGUGUUGUACAUAUAAGUGAUGUCUUGUAAGUAGGACUUAUUUAUGCAGGGCGUGUUAAUCCCUUUUGAUAAAAGAUGGAAAUAACUUAAAAUAAAGACAAACAAACAAA